Molecule: messenger RNA, 3529 nt
Organism: Salvelinus fontinalis (brook trout)
Lineage: Eukaryota; Metazoa; Chordata; Actinopteri; Salmoniformes; Salmonidae
Product: multiple C2 and transmembrane domain-containing protein 1-like
Biological process (GO): regulation of neurotransmitter secretion
Cellular component (GO): synaptic vesicle membrane
Molecular function (GO): calcium ion binding
Source: RefSeq, a predicted model, not a curated record
CUCUUUGUUCUCGUGGUGUGGAACUUUGAACUCUACAUGAUUCCUCUGGCUCUGCUGCUGCCGCUGGCCUGGAACUAUAUCCUUGUCGCUUCGGGGAAGGACACCAGGCAAGACGUGCAAGCGAUGGAGGACUUGCUGGAGGACGAGGAUGAGGACUAUGACAAAGAUGACAAGGUGCCUGGGCCCGGCCAUUCGGAUGACGUCCGACUGCCUGAAAGCCAUAUCCUUGUGGAUAUGUUGGCUUCCUGGCACUUUGAGUGGAUACGGGUGAUGGUGGACCCGGAGAGAAAGGGCUUCAUCAACAAGCUGUAUGCCAUCCAGGAUGUGUGCAUCAGUGUGCAGAAUGCGUUGGAUGAAGUAGCCUCCUACGGCGAGAGGAUAAAGAACACCUUUAACUGGACAGUGCCGUUCCUAAGCUGGCUGGCCAUUGUUGCACUGUGUGUGGCCACUGUGCUCAUCUACUAUAUCCCCCUACGCUACAUUGUCCUGGCCUGGGGGGUGAAUAAAUUCACCAAGAAGCUCCGUGACCCAUACAACAUUGACAACAACGAGCUCCUGGACUUCCUGUCCAGAGUCCCCUCGGAUAUACAAGUGGUGCAGUACCGAGAGCUGAAACUGGAUCUCAGUCAUAGUCCAAAUAAGAGGAAGAAAAACAACCCGGGGUAGCUGGCUUUGUCCGCCCACUGAAUCUUCCCUCCCUCAACGGCCGACACCAAGGAGCCAGAGGAAGGCUGGUCUGGACCUCCUCGACUCACUCUCUCUCUCUCUCUCCACUUUUUUCAUCUUUUUCCUCUUUCUCCCUCUUCUACUGACUUUAAAUAUACAUGUAAAGGCUCCCGAAGUGUAAUUAUCAUUGUAGAAAGAGACAGCAAGAGAAAAAUCGAUAAAUUCCGAGUUUAGAGAUGAGCGUGGAUGAAAGUGGACCGGAUCAUUCCGGACCCAGGUGUCUACAGCAUUGUACCAGUCUGACAGAUGUACAAGUCAUGCUCGACUGUGUGACAGUUAUGAAUUCAUCCGAAGAGGUUUCAGACAUUUUUUACAUAAUUCCCCGUAAGGAACAUAUCAUUUAACCCUAUCAGAGUCAGAAAGCCGCUAAACAGGUAGAAUGGCUGGUCUACUUUUCAAAAUCUGAACUCCCAAUGACCUCUGGGUGUAAGCAUGUGGAACAAUAGAUAAAGAGCUUAUUUAUUCAUUAUUUUACAGAAUGUUGUAAAUAAUUUUUUGUUGUGUUUACAUUUUGGAUUAAAUUAUUCUAUUUUGGGGGGGGGUUUGUUCUUUCUGCACCAAGCCUCCAUCUCAGCCAGUAUACAGUGUUACCUAUUAGCACGUUAGCCUCCAGUUACAGUAUGUCCUGCUGCUCGCACACUGCACAGAGACAACUAAAACAGAUAACCCUAUAGUACACCCUUCAUUGGCAUCCUCGAAGCUGUAUUUGUACGUUUACACUUUGCCCACGUUUCUAAUUGCCUCUCACCGAUUUCUUAAGCAACUAGAUAUUUUAAGAGGUCAAAUGUUAAUAGUCUUUUCAGUUCUUAGGCCUAUAUACAUAUCACCCUGUUCCAGUGGUCCUUGACGAUCCAAAUGAAUGAUAACUUCAAAACCUCAAAAACUCCUCUUUUAAAUGGAACUGAAAACUGCUGCAGUCCUGCCAAUAUGCCAUUCUCCCGAUCUGCACUACCAUCAAUAGCGCAGAUCAGUGUUUUUCUACCCAGAAAUAGGGUGUCGUUUCCCCCCAGAAGAGGCAGGCAAGUGUAGAUUGCUGCUGUGCCACUGAGCUAAUAUAGAUGUCACCCUGUGCAAACAGAAUCGCCAGGCAGGCCUUAGGCAGCCCAAGCGGUAAUCUUAUUUGAAAGGCUGGUCUCCUCUCCUCUCAUCUCCACAUGUUGCCUCAGUGGGCACACACACACACACACUCUCCAGCACUGUGCCACAGGCUGGCCGCCAUCUCCAUCUGCCCCACCUCCUGCUCAACUUUGAUCUCUCUUUCAAGGGAUGAGUUUGUGCAUACGCGUAUGUGUGUGUAUGUGUCCCACUGGGCAAAAAACUGGUUGAAUCAACGUGGUUUCACCGUCAGUUCAGCCCAAACAAUGCUACGCGAUGACGUCGAAUCAACGUGGGAAAGCUGAGGGAUUUGCAAAAAUUCGAUCCACGUCAGGGAAUUUCGCCUUUUUUUCCCCCCCGCCCAACUUUCAACCUAAAUUCAAUGACCAGAUGAAAUGUUUGGUUGAUUUCAGGUUAGUUGACAAUUGAACCAUGGGUAAAUCAAAGGUAGACGUUGAACUGACGUCUAUGCCCAGUGGGGUGUUUAUGCAAAGCAAACAAGCAAGCUGCAUGGAGGGUGUCCCCGUACACUGUGUGUGUGCAUGCUGGGUGUGUAUGCUACAUGUGGUGCACAUGUAAAUGUGCAUGGGUGCAUGUUUCUGGAGUUGUCUGUCUCUUCUGGCUCUGGCGAGUGAUGUAGAUGGGACUGUGAACCUGUAGGGCCAGAUGCUGCGUUUGGUGGCGGAGAGGUCGCCCGCUAGACUAGCAGCCAGUUAGCCGCUGUGUGACAAGACAAGACGAUGGGUGGCCAGAGACCGCAGGGCUUUGCACGUAUGUGUGCGCACCCUCUUUCCAAAGCCCUCCCAUCAUCCCUCUCACUGUCCCUCUCUCAUUCGUCAGCGGUUAGGAUCGUGGCCCUGUCGGAAGGGAACGUCUCCUGGGUCUCUCCCGAAAGCAUCUGUUGAAAGAUCACAGCGUAGGCUACAUCUGAAGGGGCCUUCCACUCUUCCACAUACCCCUCCCCCCUCCCUCCCUCCCUCCCUUAAACUUCAACAAGUGUAGAUCUGCCACUUUGGAAGGCCAUUGGUUUGGUUUGAGAGAUGCACUUGAAAUACAAUAACAUGCUCCGUGGAGAGUAGGACCUACGAGGGUUAUAUCAUCCUCUCUAAAAUGCAGACUCGUGUCUAUUUUUAUUGCCUAAAGGGGACCGUUUGAAAACCUGAAUAUGUAUGUGUGAACUACUGUACGUGGUAUAAUUUACAGUAACUGUGGUGGGUAUGUUGUGUUUGUUCUUAUAUCCAAAUAUUAAAAGUUUUAUAACAUUGUUAUGGCGAUGUAUGCAAGCAAGCCAAAGUGAUUUAUAGGACGCGACAGGAAACAAAAUGCUAAACAGAAUGUAUCGGACGGACAUGAAGGAAAAUGGCACUUUCAUUUGUACCCCCUUUUGUUUUUACUCAACUUACUUUUUUUGGAAUGAUGUACAUAAUAUGCCUGUAAAUGGUCUGAUGUUGGUUGAUGAUCUUGUAUAGGUGUAUGCUUGUCAUUUCUCUCUGGGGUAUUUUUGCCUGCAGUGUUGCCUGUGACAUCAUCUUCACUCUCCUAGUCCUGGCCAAUGGUUGUAGAGGACAAGGACGGGGAUUUGGGGUGGGUGGGCAGUGAAGGGAAAGUUAUGAGAAAAUAAUGAACAUCUAAUACGACCAAUAAAUUCACCAGAUGUAUGUCGAUAAUUUUGGAAAAACUUGUAAAAGAUUAAAUAUUUUGUAUCAUC